This is a messenger RNA of Eucalyptus grandis, 1231 nucleotides long. RefSeq names its product protein DOWNY MILDEW RESISTANCE 6. NCBI's taxonomy places the organism in Eukaryota, Viridiplantae, Streptophyta, Magnoliopsida, Myrtales, Myrtaceae. The record is from RefSeq and is a predicted model, not a curated record. The coding region runs from base 132 to 1181 and encodes 349 amino acids. The transcript is spliced from 4 exons.
CCUCAAAGUGCUCAUCUUCUCGGAAGCUCACCAAAGCCCGUCAUACCCACAAACUCAAAAGGGGGCAGAAAAUAUAAACCCUCCACUCAUUUUGUCUGUUUCUGUGGCGCCGUUGAUCAUUUAGUUUGCGCAUGGAAGCAAAAGUCAUAUCCGGUGGGACUCGGUUCACCAGGUUGCCAAGAAGCUACGUGAGGCCGGAAUCCGAGCGUCCCCGCCUCUCCGAAGUGUCUGCCUUCGAGCACGUCCCGAUCAUCGACUUAGGCUGCAACGACAGGUCCCGAGUCGUUCAUCAAAUCGGCGAUGCUUGCAGAUUUUACGGUUUCUUCCAGGUGAUUAACCAUGGAGUAUCGACGGAAGCGGUGGAGAGGAUGCAAGAGGUGGCAGCAGAGUUCUUCCGCCUGCCGGUGGAAGAGAAGAUGAAACUUUAUUCGGAGGAUCCUACGAAGACGAUGAGAUUGUCCACCAGUUUCAAUGUGAAGAAAGAGAAGGUUCACAACUGGAGAGACUAUCUCAGGCUCCAUUGUCACCCCCUUGAAAAGUAUAUGGAAGAAUGGCCCGCCAAUCCUCCUACGUUCAAGGAGUUCGUGAGCAACUACUGUCGCGAAGUGCGACGUCUCGGGUACAGGCUCGAAGAGCUGAUCUCGGAGAGCCUGGGGUUCGAGAAGGAUGCCGUAAGGAACAUCCUAGGAGAACAAGGACAACACAUGGCCGUCAAUUUCUACCCGCCAUGCCCAGAGCCAGAGCUCACUUACGGUCUCCCAGGCCACACUGACCCAAAUGCACUCACCAUUCUACUUCAGGAUCUACAUGUCGCAGGCCUUCAGGUCCUCAAAGAUGGCAAGUGGGUCGCCAUUGAUCCUCACCCAAAUGCCUUUGUCAUCAACAUCGGGGACCAAUUACAGGCAUUGAGUAAUGGGAGGUACAAGAGCGUGUGGCACCGGGCCAUAGUGAAUGCCGACAAGCCAAGAAUGUCGAUCGCAUCGUUUCUUAGCCCGAGCAGCCACGCGUUGAUUAGCUCACCCGUAUCGCUCCUAGACAACGGUCGUGGGCCCAUUUAUCGGGAAUUCACAUAUGCGGAGUACUACAAGAAGUUCUGCAGCAGAAACUUGGAUCAAGAACACUGUCUUGAGCUCUUCAAGAACCGCAAGCGUAAAUGGCUUGAAUCCAUUUGUAAUUUUUAGCUUUAAAAAAAAAAAUCCAUUUGUAGUUGAAUCUAAACCUAUCUCGUUAA